This is a messenger RNA of Colletotrichum destructivum, 915 nucleotides long. Its product is annotated as Putative quinolinate phosphoribosyl transferase, aldolase-type TIM barrel. The record is from RefSeq and is a predicted model, not a curated record. The coding region runs from base 1 to 915 and encodes 304 amino acids. Gene Ontology annotation, cellular component: cytoplasm. Gene Ontology annotation, biological process: NAD+ biosynthetic process; quinolinate catabolic process. Gene Ontology annotation, molecular function: nicotinate-nucleotide diphosphorylase (carboxylating) activity. NCBI's taxonomy places the organism in Eukaryota, Fungi, Ascomycota, Sordariomycetes, Glomerellales, Glomerellaceae. The transcript has 2 exons.
AUGGAAGACGUCCCGCUCGAGCAUGGCUCCCUCGAGCACCUCCUCCCCCCCAGCUGGAAAUCCGUCGUCACCGCCUGGCUCGCCGAGGACACCCCGAGCUUCGACUACGGCGGCUUCGUCGUCGGCGGCGACCAGCGCACCGCCACCCUCUGGGGCAAGUCCGGCGGCAUUGUCGCCGGCCGCCCCUUCGUCGACGAGGUCUUUGCCCAGUGCGGCUGCGCCGUCGAGUGGCACGUCCGCGAAGGGUCGCACAUUGAGCUCCGCGGCCACGGCGAGGGCGCCGUGCGCGGCAAGAUGCGCGUCGCCACCGUCACCGGCCCCGCGCGCGGCGUCCUCCUCGGUGAGCGCGUCGCCCUGAACCUCCUCGCCCGCUGCUCCGGCGUCGCCAGCAUGACGCGCGGCAUGCUCGUCAACCUCCGCGCCGCGGGCUACGCCGGCGUGCUGGCCGGCACCCGCAAGACGACGCCAGGCUUCCGCCUCGUCGAGAAGUACGGCAUGCUCGUCGGCGGCGCCGACGCCCACCGCAUGGACCUCAGCUCCAUGAUCAUGCUCAAGGACAACCACGUCUGGAGCAAGGGCAGCAUAACCGACGCCGUGCGCGCCGCCAAGAGCGUCGGUGGCUUCAGCCUCAAGGUCGAGGUCGAGGUCCGGAGCGAGGACGAGGCCGACGAGGCCAUCGCCGCCGGCGCCGACGUCGUCAUGCUCGACAACUUCACCGGCGACGGCGUCAAGGUCGCCGCCCGCAGCCUCAAGGAGAGGUGGGCCGGCAAGAAGCACUUUUUGGUCGAGGUCUCGGGCGGCCUGACCCUGGACAAUGUCGAGAAUUACGUGUGCAACGAUGUGGACAUUCUCUCAACGAGCGCCAUCCACCAGGGCGUGCCGCACAUUGACUUUUCGCUCAAGAUCGAGGUCUAG